Eimeria tenella is the source of this 426-nucleotide messenger RNA. RefSeq lists its product as uncharacterized. Gene Ontology annotation, molecular function: protein binding. The transcript is spliced from 4 exons. The record is from RefSeq and is a predicted model, not a curated record. The coding region runs from base 1 to 426 and encodes 141 amino acids. NCBI's taxonomy places the organism in Eukaryota, Apicomplexa, Conoidasida, Eucoccidiorida, Eimeriidae.
AUGCACUCGAAUCGCUCGACGAAGGGUCUGGGGUGCGGCGAAAAUGGCCUAGAGUUUGAAGACCCGUACGGCGAUGACCUGGACGAAGAAGAGCAGCAGCAGCUGCAGCAGCUGCUGCGCAAGCAGCAGAAGAAGCAAAGCAGCAGCAGCAGCAGCAGCAAAAGAGCAGCAGCAGCAGCAGCAGAAGACCAGGAAGAUGAAUGGAGCGACGUUUCCGACGCAGCAGAAAUGCAAACGGACGAAGACGAGGAGAACGAACAGCCCGUCAAGAUGUGGCGGCCGGGCGUGGACACCCUUGGCGAAGGCGAGGUGCUGGAGUGCGACUCGAGCGCCUACGAACUUCUCCACAGGCUGCAGACGGCUUGGCCCUGUCUUUCUUUUGACUUCAUUCCAGACCAGCUCGGCGCCGUAAACCCUAAACCCUAA